Molecule: messenger RNA, 715 nt
Organism: Prunus avium (sweet cherry)
Lineage: Eukaryota; Viridiplantae; Streptophyta; Magnoliopsida; Rosales; Rosaceae
Source: RefSeq, a predicted model, not a curated record
GGUGUUUGUUCAGGGAAGCUUCCAACCGCCAGAAUGGAGGCAUCGGAAAGUAAAGUCAAAGAAUUAGCAAACGAAAAUGGAUAAUGGUCGAAUGAUUUGGUGUUAAGUCCACACGUUAUCACCUAAUUAACCAAAGAAACCAGACGCAUCUCUCACUAACUCUAACCCAAAAAUGGUUCUGCUGCAGCAAACCAGGCUAGCUUUCUUUCUAGCACUCUGUGUACUCUUCCUCAGCAGCAGCACAGCGGAAGAUGACGCCGCGGUGAUGUUGAAGCUUGCAGAAGGCCGGAAGAACACACCCAAAGACUGGUCAACAGGCAAAACCUACUGCGACUGGGAGGGCAUCGAAUGUGUCGGAAACAGAGUCGCCACCGUCAACUUAUCCUCCAUGUCUCUCUCUGGCUCUCUCCCUUCAAAUCUCAACUCUCUCACUCAGCUCACCACCCUCUCACUCCAAAGCAACUCUCUUUCUGGCUCCUUUCCUUCUUUAGCCAACCUCUCUGCUCUCCAACAAAUCUUUCUGGACACCAACAAUUUCACUUCCAUUCCUUCUGGAUGUUUUCAAGGCCUCUCAAGCUUGCAGGUUUUGAGCAUGAGCCAAAACAUCAAUCUUGAUCCAUGGGUUUUCCCCACUGAGCUCAUUCAAGCUUCAAGCUUGGUCACUUUAGCUGCAGGUAAUGCAAACUUAUAUGGGUCUUUGCCUGAUAUCUUUGCG